AUGGGAAGAAGAAGGAGAAGCCAGCAGCUCAGUUUCACUCAAUCGCAUAGCCGGAGGAAUCACCCACUCUAUAUCGUUCACGUGGCAAUCUUUGGUUGGUCCCGGACUUUCGAACAAAGAUCCUCUCUGUUUUACUCUACCAAUUUUUUCUUCGAACACCGGAUUUUUUUAUUCUCUACGAUGAAUCCUGAUACUGAAAGACCCGAAUCCCCAUCUUUCAACGAGUGUGGUUAUAGCAAUGAUAUAUGCACUCGCCCGAACGACAUCGCCGGUCCACACUAUAUGUCUACUUGUACCCUUCAAUGCCUUGAGCGACUGAAGGAGCUUUGCCGGAUUCCGCCGGAGAUUAUGACGGAAUCAAAGAUGCAUGGUCCCAUGGAGUCCCCGGAGGACCAUCGCUCCGGUUAUUUUUGCGUUUACGAGAUCUAUUUCAAGGGCUGCGGGUUGACCUUUCCUUUUCCUGAAGCCUUGCUUCUUAGCGUGAGAAGUUCAUCGAAGAAAACUGGGUACUUUUCGGCGUACCCGAAUGCCAACAGGAACCUCAUCUCGCACCUCCCGAACAAGGAUGAGAACUGGCAUCAACCUUGGUUUUUGAUUAAGAAAACCCUUGCUUCAAUCGGAAAUCUUUCCGAUGUGCUUCCAUCGAAGUGGUCUACGAAACCCGCUUUCAUCGCUCGGACUCUCUCGACCGAGGAAUUCAUCGAACUCUUCAAAAUCGUCUUCGAAGGGGAAACCCUCUGGAAUUCCUUCACCCGUGACCGGUUUAUAGAGGCCAAUCACAAACUCAGAAUGAGCCCUCCCGGACAGCUUCAUCAACUUCCGCCACCUCCUUCCCUAUCUCAAGGAACAUUAGCCCGUGAUCUUGCUUCUCGGUGGAAGGUGAUAUCAAAGCCGAUGGCUGAGGCUUGCGAGUUGACAAUGGUAGCGCCGAAGGGGCCAGAUCGGCCGAUGCGUUUAGGUCAACACUCCGUCCUGAACGCCAUGGUGGUCGUUCUCCUCGGAGAAAAAGAUAUCCCCGUCGUGACUCUCCUCGCUCUUCUCCCCGAGUUUGCAAAAAGAGAGACAGACCGGCUCGUGGCAGCUCUUCUCCCCGAAGGGACAAAUCAAAGGCCCGGACUUUUGACAGAUAGCGUCCCGGAAUUUGAGAACGCUUCUUACUCCAUGCUUACUAUUCAUCGCGGGCAAAAAUUGGAGGACCAAGUCGACCAUCUCUCUUCUGAACUCAUGGAAUCAAACGGCGAGUUGCAAGAUCAGUACCGUAGACAUGACAAACUCCAAGAUGAACUCUCAGUUGCCCAAGAUAGGCUUUCUGAAUCUGAAUCGGUUGCUUACACCUUGAACAACCAGUUCACCGAACUUAAGGCAAAGUACAAGGCAAUCGCCAAGCUUCGAGAUGCUGAGUUAGCUAAGUCGGCGUUAAAAGCCAGAAAAGAAGUGAAAGGUCGCAGGAUAGAGCUGAUUCAGGGGGCCAUUCUUUUCAUUCAAACCGAAAAGGCAAGAUCAGAGCUGGAAUCUAAUAUUAAGGAGCACGAAAGCAACCUACUCUUGUUGGACCAGGUCCACGAGGAGGAUUUCAGCGAGGAUCCAUUGUUUCUGUCCGGCGAUGAUUUCGAACCUGCCGGCGUUCUCUUUCCACACACCGCUUUCCACUUUCCUCCGAAAGAUAAAAAGGAGGCGUACGACUAUAUGGACAAGGUUGUCGACAAACAUCGCCGCUUGUGCGAUGAGAGGCAACGUCUGGGCCUCAAAAGGCAAACGCUCGAGGCCCGAAUCGCUCGAGUGGAGAGGAAGGUGAGGGAAAUGGAGAGUGAUCCCUUUCAAUGGGAGUUGAGGAACUUCGACUGCGUUGCCAAGAUCCCGACUAUGCUUUGGAUGUACCUCCGCGCUCGUGGUCAAGUUCUCGGUCUCGUGAAUGCUCAUGUUGAGGUGGUCCCAUCCGAUAGCGAGGAGGACGACGAAGAAGAGGACAUCGACCCCUCGAAUUGUGUCAAGAAUGAACCCAAGGUAGACGACAAAAAUGAAGCGUCCACUUCGAAUGCUGAAUCGGCGAUGAAGGAGCAUGUUCCUAAACCUCUUCCAUAA
Molecule: messenger RNA, 2082 nt
Organism: Arabidopsis thaliana (thale cress)
Lineage: Eukaryota; Viridiplantae; Streptophyta; Magnoliopsida; Brassicales; Brassicaceae
Exons: 9
Coding region: 1-2082 (693 amino acids)
Source: RefSeq, marked reviewed